This is a messenger RNA of Mucor mucedo, 1686 nucleotides long. RefSeq lists its product as uncharacterized. The record is from RefSeq and is a predicted model, not a curated record. The transcript is spliced from 3 exons. The coding region runs from base 7 to 1686 and encodes 559 amino acids. Lineage: Eukaryota; Fungi; Mucoromycota; Mucoromycetes; Mucorales; Mucoraceae.
CAAAAAAUGCUCGAGAACGUUUUUACCGACGAAUUAAUGUGCGACAUUACGCACCGUGCUCACUUGUUUUUUGUCUUCGCCUGGUUCCACGCCAGCUUUGCCUUUGUUUUCCUUUGGGAGAAACUUGCUUCUUUCUUUGGUUCGGUCUGCGCCUUUCCUAGUAGUGGUGGCCCACCAUUGGGUAAUCCACAACCAGUGGAGAUUGGGGAGCUUUUCGUUCUCUGCAAUGGCAGAAUUACACCGGUCUCCCAGGCAAAAAAAAACUCGUUGGUGGCCUCUUCUUCUUCUGUGGUGUCGUCUUCUUCUGCUGUUGCUUCUCCUUCUGUUCUUGACUCGCCUGUCGCUGCUUCCUCUCCUGCUGUUGCUUGCUCUCCUGCUGUUGCUUCCUCUCCUGAAGCUGUCGCCUUUUCUUCUGUGUUUCUCUCCCCUUUUGCUUUGCCCUCUGUGACCUCCGAGGGUACUAAGCAGUCUUUCCUCCUUCGUUCGGCCCCUGUGACGUGCCAAACAAGUGAUAGACAGUGGCACUCCGUGGACUUUGCGCGUGUUGCGGGUUUGGCCUGCGUAAGUGGUGGUAGCUUGCCUACCAUCCGGCAACCCAUCAAAGAAGUUUCCUCUGGGGUUACCUUUGGCUUUGGUUGUGAAGCAAUAACCAAGGCUUUGCUUGCGACUGGUGCUGUUGCUACACCUGCUUUUGGUGGAGAUUGUAGUUCUUCCUUGUGCUCCCCUUUGGCCGUUGGUCAAGAUUUUUCACCUCUCGCUGUUUCUGGGGCUAUGUCCGGUACGUCGGCUCUUGCUGUGUCGGACAUGGAUGUCGACGACGUGGCUGUCCCUGUUUCUGGGGAGUCUGGCGUUUUGGGUGUGCCUGUGGGAUGUCCUCCUGUCUCUUUGGGACCUUGUACCUCUUCCGCCCCUGCGAACGAAGUGAUCUGUGGUGUUUCUGCGCCCCCUUGCGGUGUCAAUUUGGAGUCUGUUGCUGUCUCCUCCGUUGUUGUUGAGGGUGGUCCGGUUGGUGGUGUUUGCUCCGCUGGGGAGAAUGCUGGUUUGGUUGCGGCUCCCGUGGUUCCUGUUGUUGCUUUGCCCCGUCCGGUGGUUACCCCUCGUCGUCUUCGCUCCGGUUGUCGUCAAUCAGAGAUGUCUGCUGUAGGUGCUGUUCCUGUUGCAGCUACCGUUGCUGAUGCCCCUCUUUGUCCUCCUGCUUUUUCCUCUUCUCUUUGCGAGAACCAACAGAGUCGAGGUAAGCGACGAAAUGACGCUCCUCCUCCUCCAUCGACCGUUCGCGCUUGCUUUGUUCGUCCUUUGGGCGAUAGAAAGUUGUCUUUGUCCGGCUCUUCGGAUGUCAGUUCCUUGUCUGUUGCUCCGGUUGCUUCCGUCGGUUCCGUUUCCUCUUUUCCUGUUGUUGCUUCGGUCCCUUCCUUUGCCUCGUUCGGUGCUGUCGCUGCUGUUUCCUCUGCUGUUUCUGUUUCGGCUGUCUCCUCUGUCUCUGCUGUCCCUGUCGUUGAGGGACCUUCUAUCACUGUCUCUCCCGUACGCCCCAUGGCAAAGCCUCGCGUAGCUCAUUUCGAGAAGGCUAGGGAGAGAUUAGCGUUGAAGGCCCUCUUCGAUAGGGCAGAAAAAGAAGAAGAAGAAGAAGAGAAAAAAGAAAAGGAGAAGGAAGAAAAGCGCUCUUCUAUGUUUAGAAGAAAAUAA